Messenger RNA from Orcinus orca (killer whale), 1517 nucleotides. It is a transcript of the gene PRR19, whose product is annotated as proline rich 19. The coding region runs from base 389 to 1480 and encodes 363 amino acids. NCBI's taxonomy places the organism in Eukaryota, Metazoa, Chordata, Mammalia, Artiodactyla, Delphinidae. The record is from RefSeq and is a predicted model, not a curated record. The transcript has 2 exons.
CACUACUCACUUCUAGGUCUUUGAGUUAUCUGCAUGCUGAUGACCACCCUGUCUUUUUUUUUUUUUUUUUAAUUUUAUUUAUUUAUUUAUUUUUGUCUGCAUUGGGUCUUCUUUGCUACGUGCGGGCUUUCUCUAGUUGUGGCGAGCAGGGGCUACUCUUGGUUACGGUGCACAGGCUUCUCAUUGCGGUGGCUUCUCUCCUUGCGGAGCACGGGCUCUGGGUGCGCGGGCUUCAGUAGUUGUGGCACACGGGCUUAGUUGCUCCACGGCAUGUGGGAUCUUCCCGCACCAGGGCUCGAACCCGUGUCCCCUGCAUUGGCAGGCGGCUUCUUAACCACUGCACCACCAGCGAAGCCCAACCACCCUGUCUUUUAUCUUCCAGGGCACCAUGGACCCCAGGGGGCCAGCCCUCAAGCCUUUCCAGCAGCCUGAGAAACCUGGUCGUGUCCGCCGUCGGAAGACCAGGCGGGAGCGUAACGAGGCCCUGGUGGGCAGUCGCCGGUCAUUGGCCCAUCAGGAUCCUGCCGUGGCCAGUCGGGAUCCACAUGUGGUUCUCCGGAAUUCUGUGGCGCCUGCUGCCCCCAAGCUCGUGGUCAUAACCCAGGGGCGCCUGAGCCGGGAGCACCGGGGUCUCUUCAGCCACGAGGUGAAAUCUCUGGACGUGGCACGGCUGCUUAGCAGUGGGUCCCUAGAGUCAGGCACCCCUGUACUCCCCACCAAGUCCUCCCCAAGCCCAGGCAGGGCCCAAGAACCAGCCCCACCGUCAAGGGGCAAGGAAAACCAAGUGCCUGGAGCCUCGGGCCCAGGCCCACCCAGUCCCCGCCAGCUCCCUGGCUUGGGGCAGCUGCUGGGGGAGCUGCAAUGCCAGCUGAUUCUGCCACAGGCCUUCCCCAGGAGGAACCUAGUACAAGAGGCCAGGGAUGCCAUCGUGGGCACCUUACAGGCCUGCCAUGGCUGUGUGCCUGACCUUAGUCUGGUGCUCCGGGGCUGCCAGCCACACUUGCCAGGGACCAAGCCUAGGGGCCCUGAGAGACAAAGGAUGACAUCCUCCUGGAUCAACAGCCCUGAGGAGGCCCCAGGGGAGGGGAGGCAGAGGAGGCGAGAGGGGACAAAGGAGCUCACCUUCGCCGUGCCUCACACCUCCGGCACUCCUACUGUGUACCCGGUGAACCUGGCACCACCUAAAGGUCCCUGGCCACCCGCAUUGUCCUCGUUGCCUUCGCCAUCUGGGGCGGCCUGCGGCCCCCCAACAGCCUUUGAUCUGCUGAAAAGCAUCUGGCUGGUAGACACACCUCCCCCUCCCCGGCCCUGGGGGAUUGGCCCGCCACAACCCCUGCCUCAGCCACCAUCACCCUUGUUGUCCCGAACCUCUGCCCUGGACUGGAGCCCCAGCCCCCCUGCCCCACUGCCCAGCCUCUCCUGGGUGGUGGCCCGGAGCAGCCCAGAGGCCUGGUGCUUUCCACCCAUGAGGCUGUACUGAGCAGGCUGAGGCUGGGUUGGGGGAAGGAAUCCCAUAC